AGAACAAGAGAGAAGGCCCAAACAGGAACACUGAAGAGCAUUAACCCGACCACAGACAUCGGAUGGCAGUUAUUUUCUCUGGGAACAGUGUUAAAAAUAUUGAAAAAGAAAAAACAGUCCAAACAAAAUGCAGAGACAGCCUCAGCUAUUGCUACAAGGACCCACACUGGAAAAGAGGAUACGAAAGCAGUCAUUUUAGAACAAGACAAGUGCAACAUUGCUGUGGAAGAGGAAUAUGUCACUGAUGAGAAAAAAAAGAGAAAAAGUAAUCAGCUAAAGGAGAUCAGGCGUACAGAACUAAAGAGAUAUUAUAGUACUGAUGACAAUCAAAACAAAACACAUGAUAAAAAAGAGAAGAAGAUGGUGGUUCAGAAGCCCCAUGGGACUAUGGAAUACACUGCUGGAAGCCAGGACACCCUAAACUCCAUAGCCCUGAAGUUUAACGUCACUCCCAAUAAAUUAGUGGAACUGAAUAAACUUUUCACACAUUCUAUUGUUCCAGGCCAGGUCCUUUUUGUGCCAGAUGCCAACUUUCCUUCCAGUACCUUACGAUUAUCAUCGUCCAGUCCUGGUGCUACCGUGUCUCCCUCAUCAUCAGAUGCAGAAUAUGAUAAACUGCCUGAUGCUGACUUAGCAAGAAAGGCCUUAAAACCCAUUGAAAGAGUCUUAUCAUCCACUUCUGAAGAAGAUGAGCCAGGCGUGGUAAAAUUUCUAAAAAUGAAUUGUCGAUACUUCACCGAUGGAAAGGGUGUGGUCGGAGGCGUCAUGAUUGUUACUCCAAACAACAUCAUGUUUGACCCUCACAAGUCUGAUCCCCUGGUCAUUGAAAAUGGUUGUGAGGAGUACGGCCUCAUCUGUCCCAUGGAAGAAGUGGUUUCCAUUGCCCUCUACAACGACAUUUCCCACAUGAAGAUCAAAGAUGCCUUGCCAUCUGACCUACCUCAGGAUCUUUGUCCUCUGUACAGGCCUGGAGAAUGGGAAGACCUGGCUUCAGAAAAAGAUAUCAACCCAUUCAGUAAGUUCAAAUCUCUCAACAAGGAAAAACGGCAGCAGAAUGGAGAGAGAACCAUUAUAUCAGAUUCCAAAUCAACAAGACCUUUGGAGAAGUCAACAGAGUACACACACAUGAAACCCUCAGAUAGCUCUGUGUCAGGAAAACUAAAGACACUGGAAUCUUCCACAGAAGCAACCAGUGUAUCUACCACAGUGACUAAGGUCAGCAAGGAGCCUUCUGACACUCCUGCUGCAUUUGAAUCUAUAGCCAAAGAAAAUUCCCUUUUAGGGGAAGAUGAUGACUUUGUUGACUUGGAAGAACUUUCUUCUCAAACUGAGAGUGGAAUGGACAAAAGAGACACCUCAAAGGAGUGCCUUUCUCUUGAUCCAGAAGAGCUAAGGAAGGCUAAGUCACAAAUAACCAGUUCUACUACGAAAAUGCAGGUGCAGUCUGCCCUGAGCUUUUCUGGAACAGACAGUGACACUGAGCUGAAGGGGACCCUAGAUUUAGAAACCUGUGAGAAGCAGGAUAUAAUGCCAGAGGUGGACAAGCAGUCUGGUUCCCCAGAAAGCCAGGUAGAAAACACACUGAACAUACAUGAAGAUCUAGAUAAAGUUAAACUCAUUGAGUAUUACCUUAAUAAGAACAAAGAAGGGUCCCAGUUCUCUGAAAACUUGCAGAAGGCAGAAUUAAGUGAUGGCAAAAGUAGUGAGCCAGAGGGAAUAGAUAUCACCCUUAGUAGUUCUCUUGCCCAGGUAAGUGGUCCCCCAACUGAGGGCAGUAAGGAGCCAGAUAAAACCUGGGGGAAAGAGAGAGCGUCCCUCCCCCUGCAACUGGCCUCUUCCACAGAAGAAAAUAUGAAUAAAGAGUCUCUAGACACCUCUUCAGAGUUGACUCUGGACAACAGCUGCCAGGGCGCACAAAUGGAUAAUAAGUCCGAAAUUCAGUUGUGGCUGUUAAAGAGAAUUCAGGUACCCAUUGAAGAUAUACUUCCUUCAAAAGAAGAGAAAAGCAAGACCCCACCCAUGUUUCUGUGCAUUAAAGUAGGAAAACCAAUGAGAAAGUCCUUUGCCACUCACACGGCAGCCAUGGUCCAGCAGUACGGCAAACGAAGAAAGCAGCCGGAGUACUGGUUCGCUGUUCCUCGGGAGAGGGUGGAUCACUUGUACACGUUCUUUGUUCAGUGGUCUCCUGACGUCUAUGGGAAAGAUGCCAAAGAGCAAGGCUUUGUGGUGGUGGAAAAGGAGGAACUGAACAUGAUUGACAACUUCUUCAGUGAGCCAACCACCAAGAGCUGGGAGAUCAUCACUGUUGAGGAGGCGAAGCGCAGGAAGAGCACGUGCAGUUACUACGAAGACGAUGAGGAGGUGGCCCUGCCAACCCUGCAGCCGCAGAGUGCGCUCCUGGAGAACAUGCACAUAGAGCAGCUGGCCCGACGCCUUCCAGCAAGGGUACAGGGGUAUCCAUGGAGACUUGCAUAUAGCACAUUAGAGCAUGGGACCAGUUUGAAAACUCUCUAUCGGAAGUCAGCGUCGCUAGACAGUCCUGUCCUGUUGGUCAUCAAAGAUAUGGAUAAUCAGAUUUUUGGAGCAUAUGCAACUCAUCCUUUCAAGUUCAGUGACCACUAUUACGGCACAGGUGAAACAUUCCUGUAUACGUUUAGCCCCAAUUUCAAGGUCUUUAAGUGGAGUGGAGAAAACUCAUACUUUAUCAAUGGAGACAUAAGUUCUUUGGAACUUGGUGGUGGAGGGGGACGAUUUGGUUUAUGGCUAGAUGCCGAUUUAUACCAUGGACGAAGCAACUCCUGCAGCACUUUCAAUAAUGAUAUUCUUUCCAAAAAGGAAGACUUCAUAGUUCAAGACCUCGAGGUGUGGACAUUCGAGUGAAAUUCAGACUGCCUUAAAAUGCCACAUUAAAAAGAUCGGGUUCCAUCAGCCCUCCUAAAGCUGGCUGGAAGACCUGGAGCCCCGGCCCAGACUGCCUCUUCCCACCAUUAUGCUUUCUUUCUGCCAUCAUCUCAGAGCAUGGGCACGUCGCAGAGAGUUUCUGAAAGGUCCACAUGGAGGGCAGACAACGAGGAAAGAAACUUAAAGUCUGGAUUGUUGAAAGACUAUGCUCCCACUUCCUUCAGAUCCAUGCAGUGAGGAAUCAAAAUAUUUAUAGAUGUAUGAGUUGAAUGCAAUUUUUAUUUUUGGUAACUGAAAAACAAGAUACUGUGGAAAUAUAUACAUGCCUUGUGUAUUUAUCAACAUAAUUUUCAUUACCAAAAUGUACAGCAUACUAUUGUUUGCCAUGGAAAAGCUUAGUUUCACUUAGAAAAAUUGGAAGUCCUCAGCACUUAAAGGGAAUAUAUGAUUUUUUAAUUGUCUUAUUUAUUAUUUCUAGUAUAUUGUCUAAAAUGUGUUGGAAGUUUUUCUUUUAAUGUGUCAAAUCUUGAAAUAAAGAAAUGUAUACGUUUUGUGCUAUGUUUUGGCAACAAACCCAUUUGAUUUAUAUAGUUUUAUAUUGAAUUUUCUUUUGCCCUGAUUGUUUAGGGUGAUAGGUCUUAAGCAGUAUAUAUACAUAUAUAUGUAUAUAUGUAUGUAUGUAUGUGUGUGUGUAUAUAUAUAUGUAAAAUGCGUAGUUCUUAAUUUUUAAAAACUCAUUACCAAUGUGCAUUGAUUUGACUAUUAUAGGCCAUCUUUCCAUUAAAAAGGUACAUUUUUACUUACUCUAAACACAAUUGUAAAGUAGAAGCCAUUUCUCACAGUUGUAAAUUGAUAUUUACAGAAAUGGAUACCUUUCUGAAUCUAGACUUAGAACAAACCCUGCUUUGAACAGAAAGUGUUUUUGCUUCUUAUAAGAUCAUGUGUGUUAAUAACAAAAACUUUAUUUUCAUAGUGUUUUGUGUAUAAUUUCCCCCCAAGUUCUUAAAUUAAUGAACAGGCCUCUGUUUUCAAAGAGACUGAAUGUUUUCACUUCUGUAUAUUUUAUACCAAAUGAAAAAUGUCCAAUUAGCCCAAUUGUCUUGGUUUCUAGACUCUUUUAUUUGAGAAAAAGCAAUGCAAAGAAAUGCAUUCAUACCAAAAUUUGAAUAAAAAGUAAAAACUAUUUCUAACAUCAACCCAUUUUCACAUCUCAUAAAAUACUCUGUUAAAAAUGCUAAUAAAGCCUUGUUAAAAACUAAACAAUAUUACUGAUUGCCAAACUUUUAUGAAAGCCAAAGACUGCUAAUGGAAAAAGUUUUUAAUAAUAGCCAAAGCUGAGAAGUGGUCUGUCAUAAAUUAUACCCCCUGUGAUCUUUGAAAGGGAAAAUAAAUAACAAGUAGUAUUUAUAUACUUGCAUUUAAAAAAUGAAACCCUCUUUAGAAUGUUAGCCUUAAGCUGGCAGAAUAUUUCUUUUAGAUUAUUCUCUUACUAGAAUAUUUACAAAAGGAACAAAUUGCCAUGUGGCCUCCUGUCAGAUCAAUUAUUUUACCCUACUCACAUUCCAUGCAAGUUGAAAUGAAUUCUAUUAAAUAUGUAGCCUGGUGUGCUUUCAACCAAGUUCUCUUAUUGAGAACUCUUGAUAAACAACAUACUGAUAGUUUAACCUUAAUCUGCUCAUUAAAUGAUGUGUUGGUGUGAGAUACCAGGAAUAUCUCAUGAUGAUCAAGUUUACCAUUUAUGCCAUUUGCAACCAUAUGCUAUUAACAAACAAGAUGGUCAUUUUGCAUAUAGUUCACUCCUACCUAGUUUAGUCCAUGAUAUUAUACUUGUGAGAGCAUAUCCAGAUGCUGUGUUCUCUAUUUAAAACAGUAUUGUCCAAUCAGAAGUGUGUGGCCCUUCAUUUAUGGAUAUUGAGUAUAUGUAAUGCAGUGCUAGCCCAAUAUUUUCAAUAAAGGAAUUUAUGCAUCCAG
Suricata suricatta (meerkat) is the source of this 4872-nucleotide messenger RNA. It is a transcript of the gene NCOA7, whose product is annotated as nuclear receptor coactivator 7. The transcript is spliced from 15 exons. Gene Ontology annotation, cellular component: nucleus. Lineage: Eukaryota; Metazoa; Chordata; Mammalia; Carnivora; Herpestidae. Bases 361 to 2880 code for a protein of 839 amino acids. Gene Ontology annotation, biological process: regulation of transcription by RNA polymerase II; response to oxidative stress. The record is from RefSeq and is a predicted model, not a curated record.